This is a messenger RNA of Cucurbita moschata (crookneck pumpkin), 1510 nucleotides long. Its product is annotated as calmodulin-binding protein 60 G-like. Gene Ontology annotation, cellular component: nucleus. The transcript has 8 exons. The coding region runs from base 118 to 1341 and encodes 407 amino acids. Gene Ontology annotation, molecular function: DNA-binding transcription factor activity; sequence-specific DNA binding; calmodulin binding. Lineage: Eukaryota; Viridiplantae; Streptophyta; Magnoliopsida; Cucurbitales; Cucurbitaceae. Gene Ontology annotation, biological process: regulation of salicylic acid biosynthetic process. The record is from RefSeq and is a predicted model, not a curated record.
UUUUGAGUUCACAAGUCCCUCUUCUCUUCCUCUCUCUCUCCUUCUUUCACCACAUCACUCCUUCAAAUUCAAAUUUCAAGAUUUUGAGUAUCAAUUUGCAGAGGCAUAGAUAUCAAAAUGGAUGGGAAGGGCAAGAGCAAGAUGCCUCCUAAUGAUGAUGAUCACAACCCUAACCCUAAAAGAACUCGCCCUUCUUCUUCAUCUGGUAUUGGAGAUAGAUCUGUAGCUGAAGAUGAACACGUGCUUGAAUUUUUGUCUCGAAUCCAACCUAUCUUGAGCAAUUGGGUUGAAGUGGGAGUGAUAAAUGCACUUCAAACCCACUUUCAUCCUCUUCUUGAAUUACUAAGAGAAAGGAUAGAGAGUGGAGAAGAAGCAAUUGUUGAAGGAGGGGUUGAGAAGUUCAAGCUAGUUUUCUGCAAUCAACCAGCCUCCACUAUCUUCACCAACAACAAAAUCAAAGCAGAAAAUGGUGAGGCUCUGGUAGUUGCAAUUUGUGAUGCCACAACCAAUGACAUAAUACGCACGGGUCUCAUGGCAUCGGCUGCGGUUGAGCUCGGUCUUGUCAAUGGAGACUAUGAUGGAACUAACCGUAGUGUAAGUGAAUUGAAUCGAAACGUUUUAUCCGCAAGAGAGGGGAAAAGGCCUUUAAUGCAUGGUGAUGGUACCAAAUUCCUUUUGGAGAAUGGCUAUGCUCCCAUUAAUUGCGUGUGUAUUACGGACAACUCGAGUUGGACGAAAUCCAAGAAGUUUCGUAUAAUAGCGAAGAUUAUAGAUGAAAAAAUUCUAGCCAUGUUUCCAACAAUUGGGGUUGCUGUGUCCCAAUCUUUUAGGGUCAUGGAUCAUCGUGGGGAAGUGAACAAGAAGCAUCAUCCUCCGAGCAGAGAAGAUGAAGUUUGGCGAUUGGAAGGCAUUGGAAAAGAUGGCGCGUAUCACAAAAACUUAUCCUCCCAUGGCAUAAAAAAUGUGGGCGACUUCUUACUGAAAUACCAUGAAAUAGGUUCUGCUCUUCUGAAAAAGCUGCUUGGUAACAAAGUUCCAGAUAAAACAUGGACGAUGAUGGUUGAAAACGCUUUUGAGUGUCAAAGCUAUACCAGAUAUGAGCCAUUAUCAGAGACAUAUUUGCUAUCAAAUAAUGUCAUGGAAGAUAGAGCUUAUAAUGAAGUCCUUGACAUUCUCGAGCCGAACAAUUUAGAUCACUUGUGCUUGGAAUGUGGGCUUGCUGAUUCGCGGCCACUACUUACCGGAGAAGCUUCAACCUUAUGUGAGGCAGCUGCAGCCACAACGGUAUGCAGCCACAACUAUGCAAAUACUCAUACCGAUCAAAGACCUUUGACAAAGUGAGUAUCCGAACUCAAUGAUUCAUACGAAUCACUAUCUUUUACAUCUCUGUGCAACGAUAACUUAAUUGAGACUCUUUCCUUUAGAUUUCAUACCAACUUCGUUGAAGACUCUUUUCUUUAGAUUUAAUAUAAACUUCGUGGGAGACUCUUUCCUUUAGAUUUAAUAUAAA